This is a messenger RNA of Ceraceosorus guamensis, 1487 nucleotides long. RefSeq lists its product as hypothetical. The transcript has a single exon. The record is from RefSeq and is a predicted model, not a curated record. Bases 194 to 1342 code for a protein of 382 amino acids. Lineage: Eukaryota; Fungi; Basidiomycota; Exobasidiomycetes; Ceraceosorales; Ceraceosoraceae.
UAGAGACUCACGACUGCCGCGUGACUGUGAGAUGCGUGCGUCGCGACGAGAUCAACCUCUCCCUUCUGCUGUCACCUGCAUGGCUGCCACCGAAUCUUUUUCAGCAGGUUGCAGAAGAGCCUUGAUCAGGACUACACACGCGCCCUCGUGACUGCCACUCUAUACGUACGACUGGACCCUUUCAUUAGCCGGCAUGAGCUCCAAGAAGAACAAGAAGGGCAAUAUCAGCGGCGGUAGCAGGCUCUUCUCUGCCUCGCCCUCGCCCUCGCCUUCGCCUUCGCCAGGGACAGGGACAGGGACAGGGACAGGUGCCGCCAACGCACGCGGUCGGUCAGGCACGCCCUUCUCAGACGAUGAUGAGAGCGCGUCCGCACAUACGCCGAACAGGAGACAGCCAGCCGGCGCGCAUUCAGAGGAUGAUCAUCUAGCGCGUUCUCAAGAGACGACGUGGCACAGACGAGCGCGCGAUCUGUGCCGAGAACACCUCAGGACGCUCAGAGCCUGGGAAAUGGUGGUUCGAGAAGACUUGGCAAAGGCCGUUGCGGCUGUAUGCACAUCUUCUGGCUCUCUGGAUGACGCUCUCAAGCUCUCUCCAUCUUCGCUGAUCAAGCAUUCCAGCAUAGCUUCCGCGCUCGAGGAUCUCCAUUCGGACGUGCAAGACUUGCAACUCCUCUUGCCUCGUCUCUCCAAGCUCUCUCACAAGCUACGCCAAACGAGUUUCAGCGCACAGCGCAUACUGACCGAGGCACUGGAUGCUAAAGGGGUCGAGUUCGUCUCCGCACCGCAGUGGAAUACUUGGUCCCUAGACGACAUUGUAGGCGCAGUGCAAGCUCAGGUCUCUGUGCACAUUCUGCAGUCUGUCCACCUGAACAUGCUGAGCCAGCUUCUCAUUCGUCGCGGGUGCGUGGCCGGCUUUGCGAGCGCAUCCCCAGACGCCGGAGUUGGGUCCGCGCCUGCGCCCUCACUACAUAGCGUCGAGGGAAAAGGCAUCAAAGACGAGGGGCAGAGCUCGUCGAGCUCUGCGAGCGAACACUCCGACUCGGAUGCUGCCUCCCGCUCGAGCAGCGCAAGCUCACGCUCUCACACUGCCUCGGAAUCGGAAUCAAGCAACAACAGCCAAGCAUCCAAUGACGCGUCCGGCUCCAGACCAGCUUCAAGGUCGAGCUCGAGGGCCAGGUCCACACCCUCUUCGAGAGCUUCCACCCGUACUCGCGUCUUGGAGGAGUGGCAGGCGCUGCGUCAUCUCAGACCUUUUGCAGCUCCGAGCAGCUCGAGCUUGGACAGGCAGUCGUUAGAGGAGAUUUGCAGGGUCGAGAUUGGCAGAUGGGAUGUGGAGCGAUGAAGCUGGAUGGAAUCACUCUGGGCCCUCCCCUCCAAGCACUUGUCUCGCGCCUCCCGACUCAUCUCCAUCCUUAUCGCACAUUCCCGCUUCACCACCAAAAGCAUGUCUUUGGAAGCGUUCAUUUUCUAUUUGAGCAAGAGGAACA